Blepharisma stoltei is the source of this 1536-nucleotide messenger RNA. The record is from the annotation of a GenBank genome assembly. NCBI's taxonomy places the organism in Eukaryota, Ciliophora, Heterotrichea, Heterotrichida, Blepharismidae.
AUGGAAAACAAAAGCCAAGCCAAUUUACUUAGUAUUCAACUCAACUCGGCCAUAGAAGGUCUUAAUGAUGUUGUAAAACGAACCCAAAAUCAAAUAAGUCAAAACUAUUCAAAUAAACUAUUAACUAUUCAAGACCUAAAAGCUAAAACAUCUGAAAUUUUAAGUAAAGCCAAGAAUGAUCCAGAAACAGAGCAAGAUUUCAGAAGAAUUUGCUCGCUAUAUGAGACUCAGAGUUCUUCUUCUGAUCAGUCACUUUUCCAAGCUUAUCAAGAAUAUGUUGAUGCCUAUCGCAAAAUCACUUCUCUUUAUCUCAUCGACAAAAAUAAUGAGAGAACUAUUUUGACUAUUUAUGGCACUGAAAAUGACAGAGAAGAGACCUGCGAGCUGGAAACUCCAGAAAUGUUAGACCAUGGUACAUGCAUUGCUCAACUUCCAAAUGGCGAGCUAUUCUGUUUUGGCAAAUGGCAACCUUCUGGAAUUGCAUUCAUAUUAGAUAGAAACCUAAAAUUCCGUAGAUUGCCAUCUGGAGCUGUAAAUAAAACAAAAAUUUUAUUUAUUACUUGUUUUAAUAAGUUAGGCCUUGAAAAUAGGUUUCUAAUUGUAUUCAAAGAUUAAGCAUAGCCAAGGCAUUUAAAACAAAUCUACUAACUUCCACUCGGUGAGUGAAUUAAAACCAUUGAAAAUACCUAUCUUUUGGCCAAAAUCCACCCUGGGAAGUGAUAAUUAGUAUUUGAAAUCUCUAGCUAAUUCUAUUUAAUUUAAAGAGAUUGCAUUUAAGAGCAUAAAUUUAUAAAUUAAUUAAUUUUCACCUUACAAUUUUGCUAUGGGGAUGUUUUUAAAUCCGAAAAAAAAAAAAUACUAUGAGAUUUAUAUAUAAAUCUCAAAAAAAAAUUAAUGCCAUUCCUUUAGCGGAUAAAUUGUUUUGUUUGCUCACAGAGGUGGAUUAAGCCAUCUGGACCCGCUUAUGGAUGCCCAUCGGCUAACAUCUAUUUAAAUGAAUUGGACGGUCAAGUAUUUAUUAUAUUUUAAGCUUGCUUAUAGAGUAUUUAGCUAAAAUCCUAUAUUUAUUUCAACAAAAACGUUUAUUGUUUUGGAGGAAGAAGCUAUAAUAGCUUUUCAACUCUAUCUAGUAAAUUUGACUUAGUUGGAAAUAGGUGAAUUAAAUUAACUCCUAUGCCAAGAGUUGACCUUUCUUGCCGUAGUGUAAUAUUUAAUGGGAACGUUUUGAUUUCAGGCUGAGGAAAAAGAAAUAUAUUGAUAUAUUCAAUUGAUACUGACUCCUUCUCCACAACUCCUUAUAACUUUCAACUUGAUAAACUAAAUAUCCUUAUUAAUGCAGAAGAUAGGCUAUAUUUAAUUGAGAGCCCGAAUGGUUCAGUAUAUGAAAGUGAAAUUGGAAACGAGUAUGUUUGGGAAGCAAUAGGAAACUCGAUAAUAAGUUUUUGGCCUUUCCGAGAUUAUUAUUCAUUUAAUAAAGGAAUAACAAAUAUGCCUAUUGGCUCCUAUAGCGAGAAGUUGAAAAUUUUAGCAGAAUAA